AUGGCCGACGAACGGAAAGUUUGUCACUAAAACAUUUUUUUCUGUUUUUCUUCAACAGAUUUUGAUCAAACUAGUUGAUUUAGCAUUUUCAAGUAAUUUCGUUUACAUUUUUUUUAUUAGUAACGCGAUUUGAGUUGGAAAUUCCAAGGUGUUUGAGUAAAAAGAUUUAAGGCUUAACAUUUAGGGAAGCUUAUUAAAAUGGGAGAUAGUCUUGCCAACGAUGGAGUUCAGGGACAAGAAGUUAAAGAUGAAAAUGGACAAAAAAUAGCUCGGCAGCAGGAAGGAAAGAGCUGUGGAGUGAAGCAAACUUCAAAUGAAGUGCCAGAUAAUUUAGAUAAAGAAAGCGAAAGUCAAAAAACAGCACAAAAUGAAGGAAGGAAUGUAAUUACUGGAGUCAACGAUGUGUCAGAUAAAGUAACAGAAGAAGAACUAGCAAGACAAGAUAUCAAAGAUGAAAACACUCACAAACUAACAUUACUUAAGGGAGAAAGAAAGCAUGAAGUUGGACCGACUUUAAAUGAGCUUUCAGACUCCUCCGAAAUGUCAGUCUCAGAGUCAAGUCUGUCAGAUUUAAGUGGUCGACUUUCGCCUACUCUUUUUCUUCCUGAAGCGAGAGUUCGAGUUCCUAAGAAGAUGACAGAAGAAGUGAAUGAAAGUUUAUUUAUAAAGAAAAAAGAAAAAAGAAAGUUAAAGCUUUCAGAAAUGGACCCAGAAGACUUGAUUUUGAGGGCCUCAGAGAAAGGUCGUUUCGAUCUUGUGGAAUAUUCACUCAACAAGAAUGGGUCACUUCAUGAGUGUCAGGACCAGGAUGGGUAUACGCCGCUGCACAGGGCAUCUUAUGGAGGACAUUUGAAAAUCGUUGAAUUACUAGUGUCCAGAGGUGCUAAUAUUGGAGCCAGAACAAUAGAUGGUUGGGAGCCAUUACACUCGGCAUGCCGAUGGGGACAAAAAGAUGUAGCUGUGUACCUCCUUGAAAAUGGUGCAAAUAUCAAUGCAAAGACUAAUGGAAAUCAAACUCCUCUACAUUUAGCAGCUCUUGGUGUUGAUGGCAGUGAAACCCUUCAAUUCUUACUGACAAAUAAGUCAUUAGACAGAACUAUUACAAAUAAUCAAGGAGAGACCGCUGAAGAUGUGGCAAAACGAUGUGGAAAGUGGGUUGACUUAUUCAAAAAUUAAAGACUUAAGAGUUUACUGUACAUUAUUUAAUGGCAGAUAUUAGGAAUCAAGAGAGGAGUAGCAGUAGUAUGCACUUGAGUCUCCCCUACUCUGGGGUCUCGGGUUCAAUUCUGGACUCAGCAUCGCAUAUGAGAAUAGUUUGUUAAGUCUCAGCCUUAGUUCAAGGGAUUUCUCCAGGUUCUCUGGUUUUCCUCCCUGUAAAAAUAUCUAACAAGCAAAAUUCCAAUUCAAUCUAUGCAUGAAUUGGCUGUGCCAUGAAUUUGAACAGCCCCAAGUUUUUAUUUAGGCUAUUGAUAAGAUUCGUAGGUUUUUGGUAAAUUUCAUGUUUAAGGAGAUACUAAGAAAAAUAUGAAAUAUUUGAAUAUUAUAUUCGAUAUUAAGUUAACUGUACAGUUUGAAAAAUAUUUAAAAGGCUAGUAAUUCAAAAAAAAUCUCAAUGUAUCUUUUCCACUUAUGAUAAUUUUUUUGCUCAAAUUGUAUAGAAAAUGUCUGAGUUUUUAGCUUUUCUCAUCAGUGCGCAUGCCUUGGGUCAUUUAAGAAAUUUUUGUUGUACAAUAAUAUGAUUUGAUGUCACUGGUUUCAUGCCAAAAUUGUUAAAACUAAAAAGAUUAAAACAAACCUCAUUUUCUUGA
Molecule: messenger RNA, 1808 nt
Organism: Actinia tenebrosa (Australian red waratah sea anemone)
Lineage: Eukaryota; Metazoa; Cnidaria; Anthozoa; Actiniaria; Actiniidae
Biological process (GO): regulation of apoptotic process
Cellular component (GO): nucleus
Molecular function (GO): protein binding
Source: RefSeq, a predicted model, not a curated record